GGUCAAAAACCGACAGUCCUCUCGUGUUUAUCGGGUCAGGUGCCCAAGGAAGGCUUCCAAGGUUUGUCACUCCCCACUAUCAGUGCCUUUCAACGGAUAGAAAAGAGGGACAGAUCCAUGUGAUGAGCUUCUUUAUUCCGCAAAGGAUUUCAGCAAUCAACUUAUAAUACUGGGACAGAGUGGAAAGCAUGUCUUUUUUUACCAUCCAUGUCAUUUUCUGCAGGGGAGAACUGAAGAAGCCAACACAAUUAGUGUCCCUUGAGGAGCUUCUCAAGGGAGCUCCGAUUGACUGAACCCUUUUGGGACCAUAACCAUCAUCAGAGUGCUUUUUAUUCAGUCACUCACUUCCAACUGGUUUUCUCUUUCAGUCUCUAAAAUGUCAAGCAAUAUGAGGUGGCGAAGACAGUUUUCCGGAACUUGUCACUAUCAGUGCCUUUGACAGAAUGGAAAAGAGGGGCAAAUCCCUGGGAUGAGAUUUUGUGCCAAGGGAUUUCAACAUUCAACAUGAAACAUUGGGCCAGACUGGAAAGGAUAGCUUUUUUGACCAGCCAUGUCAUUUCUCUGGCAUAUGUCCUGCUUUGCUGUUUCCUCCCAAUAAUUUGUGAUUGGAGUUUUAGGAAAGAACUUUUAGGUAGUUUCUUAUCAUUGUCCAGUUAAAAUUGGUAAUUUGACUACAUGAAGAUGAUGUGCCUUUUGGUUUCCGAAUUCCUUUAGCAAAUGCCUGUAAAGAGAACUGUUGCUUAAGCAGAAGGAUUAUAGACUCGAAAAGGCAUGAGAGAGUUUCAUUUGUAGUAAGUUUGGUGGAAGAGCAAUUCAAUCUCUCCUCCUGCUUACAUACCAGAAUGUUUACACAUGUACAAUUGUUAUUUUCUACUGGGAAAAUGAAUGGAAUAAGAAAACAGAAUAACUCUGCAAAAUUGUAUCUGUGAUUUCUACUCUUUGUUCCUCAUCUUUCAGGAAGCUUGCAGCCGAGAAGUGAGAUCUAGGAAAGCUUCUUCUUUGCAGGGAAUUGUUAGGCCACCCAUGGGAUGAUUGAAGCCGAAUUCUUCCUCAGCUCAGUCGAGCAAGUCCAGAAAUGACGGAUGGUUCAGGUAUGAAAUAGGAACAACAAAUCUGGUCUUCUGGAAUUCCCCAACAUAAACUGCAAUAUGCCCUUUUGGCACAUCUGUCAAGUUUCUUGCAAAGCGAGACUGCAGCUUGACUGCUUGCUUGGCGUUAAGAAUCAUGGAUGGCAAACGGAUACCCAUAUCUUGACUCUGAAGUGAAACUGCAAAAAUGAAUCAAGUGGGUAUGCUGUCAAUGGAUAUGACAAUCUGGCCUUCUGAGGGGAUCCAUCUCCUCAGAGAUUUACAUGGCUUUGCCAACUAUUUCAACAACUCAUUUCUCUCUCUCAUCAACCAAUUCCCAUGCUCAUUGCGGUGCAGCUAGGGCCUUUUUACUUUCUUGAAGUCACUCUCAAAACAGAAACACUUGAUGGAUAUUAUUGGUGGUGUCUUAUCAGACGAAGCAACAUAUUCAUGUGGUUUGCUACUACCCACAUUCAGAUUAGGUACCCGUACCAUGAUUGCCGCAACUUUUCUUGAUUUCCUAUUUUCUAUGUAAUUGGUUAAGAUUUUAACGAUUCUAGGGUAGGAUGAUGGAUAUAAUAAACAGAAACUUCAGCC
This is a messenger RNA of Rubroshorea leprosula, 1664 nucleotides long. NCBI's taxonomy places the organism in Eukaryota, Viridiplantae, Streptophyta, Magnoliopsida, Malvales, Dipterocarpaceae. The record is from the annotation of a GenBank genome assembly.